GCAGAGCGCCAUGCAGAGCAAGUCGCAGACUACCCUUUCGUCUGGUAACUUUGUUGGCACGUUACCUUUCUGUGCUAAAAGAGGAGUUUGCCUAACAGCACCCUCUGGUGAGUCCUGCGAUGCAGCAAACUGAGGAUCAGAAGGAGCAGCCUGCAUCGCACGGCGCUGUCCCUCACCGCUGGGGCAACGAGGACGUGUAAUCUAUUCAGUACAUCUAUAAAAAACAUAUUUUUAACAUCUUUAUGAUCAGGUGACUCUUCAGGGUAUUCAGCAGCUCUCUGUUUCAGCAACAUUUGUCAAAAAUCAUGAAAGAGCUUUGUAAGUUACAACUGCUGCACGCUAAAGGCUUAACCCAGUGUGAAAGCACCUUAACUACAGAAUGCAACUGCAAAUGUUUAAAGGAUAUUUAUAGGAAAAUAAAAUUACACAUAGCCAGUAAGAGACCUGUGGAAAUAAAAGGCACUGCUUAUAGAGAAAAUCCAGUGAAUUGGAUGUGUACUUGGCCUCAUGCACCGAAACACUCCAGGAUAAUGCUCUUGUAGAGGCUGCCUUUUGUUUUGUAAUUGUUAUAAUUCUUAAUUUUUUUGGUGUGACGCCUGCAUGUGUGCACAUCCCUUAAAAACUACCUAAGUUUCCCAAAAGGCUGAAAGAUGAAUCUUACAUGCUGACAAUGUAACCUAGUCAGUGCUUUAUUUCUAUAUCAUGCUUUUUCUUGUAGUUUGUAUUGCACUGAAGAGAUACUUAGCUACAGUCAUUUUACAUGCUAUUUGCAGUGUUUUAUGUGGGCCAGACCCACAAUAUGGGCUAAUACUGCUGUUAGCUAGUUUUUCUUUGGCACAGUAUUGUCUGCAACAGUACUUAGGUGGGAGUUGAGGCAGGGAGAAGUCCAAAAAGUAGUAAAGGCAGAUGUGAAAUUAAAAAAAAAAAAUUCUUGGUUUGACAUCUAUAUGUUUAUAGGUUUCCACAGCCAAUCAGGUGUAAGGAAGAGGUAGUGUUUGCAUUGAUUAUAGUGAAGCAGCAGUUCUGAGUAGCUAAGGUAGAAGUACAUUAAUUCUUUGAGAAGCAUUAUUGGAGCUCUAAAAGCUGUGUAGCUCACAGUGUACUCAGUCCACAUCUACUCCAGCCAAAAAUUCCAGCAUCUUCAGGUGCUGCCCAGACACUGCUGCGAGAGCAGAAAGGGAAGACUGAACUACUUUUCCCAUGCUCCUCUGCCUGCAGAUAUUAGUAGCUAUUUGAGUGCAUGUUUUGAACUUUGUCUUCUAAAAAGGUAUACUCUUUUUGUAGCUUUGAACGUACAUAUGAAGCUGGAACAGAAAAAUAAGGUUGUUUAUGAGCACUCUGUUGUACUUGUUAUUUUGUAGUUCUCUCCUCAGACAGAAAUAUGGAAAUAUGACUGUGUCCUUUUUCCACAUUCUGCUAUUGGAAAAAAGUAGCAUCUGGAAGUGAAAACAAUAUAGAUUACUAACCAGAGGCAUACAGUAUUUUGACAUGACAAGAGAAUUUUAGCAACUUGAUGAAAGAGAUGCAGGAUUUUUUUUUGUUGUUUGCUUAUUUUAUGGAAGUUGUGUUGGUUCAUCCCUUUAGCUGUGUUUAUUUGUACUCUGUAAGCCUGGCUGUUAGUUACACUUCUGUAAUGUGAGUAGUGACCCAGCAGGCUAGGGUCAUUCCCUGUCGUAGGGGAAACUUAGCAUAACUCCACCUGAAAGGUCCACGUAAGUGAUUGCAUGGCAUGAUUGUGCAGUAGGUGGUCAAAAGGUCUAAUGCAGAUAAUUUAAAGACCUAUGUGCACAGCUCAGGCUGUAUUGUGUUAGCAGUUACGGACAGGGGCUCUUUCUCUGCUUCUUUCCCAUCUCUGCAUUCUUCUUCCCUUCUUUGUACCAGCUCCAGCACUGGUCUGUGCUGUGCUGAGUUGUCUUGAGGCUAAAAAGCUAGCCUAAUAAAAAUAAGUGAAUAACUUUCUUCCGGGCUAACGGACUGAAACAGCUUAGCAGAGUGUCUGCUAAGCAUUAAGACCAGGCAAGGGAGGGGGUGGGAUGGAAGCUGCAUAGACUUAGCGGGGCACAGCUCUCAUCCCGAGAGGUGCUUCUGCAGCCAUGUAUCAUGGAUAUUUGUGCAGAGCUGAUGAGAAUGUGGCACCACUGGGGAAAAGGGCCUUGCCUCAGUGGGCAGCACAACCACAACAACUCGGCAAUGACCAUAGCCUUACAGAUUAACGAAUGGUAUGGUUAAGCUAGAGAAAGGGAGCAUUAUAAGGUGAAGUAGAGAGCAUAAUAAAGCUUAGUAAAAAGCCUUUUUUUUUUUUUUUGAUGAGUAGGUCCAAACUAGAGUGGAUAAAAAGAGUAUAGCAUACAAACAACAGAUGGUACUUUGGGAGAAAAAAGCCCUUAUUUGCUUGAGUCUCCCUACAAAAUAAGCCACUGAAGUUUAGUGGCUUAUAUUGACUCCUUUUUUGCUACUCAGCUCAUAUUUCUGUUUUUCUUGGCUUAGAAACAAAAGUUUAGUAACAAAAUUGUGUCACGGUCAUUUAAGAUACUGAGAAUAUGUUUCUGUAUGCCUUGAUGUAAUAUUUAGGCAGCAGAAAGAGCUGAAACUGACCAUUUCUACCAUCUCUUUUAUUUGACUGCUUCUUUCAGCUUCUGGGACUUGUGAACAGUGUUUUUCAUGUUCAUAAGGCUAGUGCUAAGAACUUAAUGCAUUUAUUGUGUCAAAUGGGUUUGUAUCAAUAGCCACUAAACUGCAUAGUUUACUUUCAAUAGAAUUCAGAGUGUGUUAAUAUAUUUACCUUUCAUCGUAAGAAGAAAACUGUCUAAACACAGUUAGAAGGCAAAUGCUUAUACAUACAAAUCUCAAGUUGAUCUUCAUACAUGAGAAAUCUUACUUCCAUUGUACUGUGCCUGUUAACUUACAGACUGCCUACAAGUGGAAUCUGCAAAAGUCAGAGCACUAAGAGCCUUUUUUUAUUGCUUUUCCUCAGAGACAAUGGCAAGGCUUCGGAUUACUAGUGCAAUUGUUAUACUUUUUGUUAUGGCUCAGACUGGAUUCUUACUCUUCAUGUAUGCCCGGUACAGCAGCUUCCUGCCUCAAUCUGAGGAAAAGCCUUCUCAAGUCCACAUCCUCAUUCUCUCCUCCUGGAGGUCAGGAUCGUCUUUUGUUGGUCAGCUUUUCAGCCAGCACCCCAGCGUCUUCUACCUGAUGGAGCCUGCAUGGCACGUGUGGGUUACGAUGUACCAGAACAGCGCCAAAGUCUUGCACAUGGCAGUGCGGGACUUAGUCAGGUCUGUCUUUCUGUGUGACAUGUCUGUGUUUGAUGCCUACAUGCCUUGGAAAAGAAACUUAUCCGAUCUCUUCCAGUGGGCAGUGAGUCGGGCUCUGUGUUCAGCUCCUGCUUGUGACUCUUUUCAACGUACUGACAUAACCAGUGAAAUGGCAUGCAAGACUCUCUGUGGCCGGUACCCGUUCAGCAAGGUGGAGGAAGCCUGUAAAACCUACAGCCACAUUGUCAUCAAGGAAGUCCGAUUCUUUGAUUUGAAGGUUCUCUACCCACUUCUUACUGAUCCUUCUUUGAACCUCAAAAUUAUUCACUUGGUCCGUGACCCCAGGGCAGUUGUCAAGUCACGGGAACAAUCGGUCAAAGCAUUAACCCGUGACAAUGGGAUUGUUUUGAGUACCAAUGGCACUAAAGUUGAAGACAGCAAAUAUAAAGUAAUGCAAGAAAUUUGUAGAAGUCAUGUUCAGAUUUAUGAAACAGCUACUCUAAAACCCCCUAGUUUCCUUAAAGAUCGCUAUCUAAUGAUCCGUUUUGAAGAUCUGGUAAGAGAUCCUUUAUCAGAAAUCUCAGAAAUGUAUAAAUUUGCAGAGCUUAGUUUGACGCCCACACUCAAAAGCUGGAUCUAUAAUAUCACACAUGGACAGGGACCAGGAAAAAAAAAAGAAGCCUUCAAAAUCACAUCCCGAGAUGCAGUUAAUGUUUCCCAGGCCUGGAGGAAUGUUCUUUCCUUCCAGAAAAUUAAGAAAGUACAGGAAGUUUGCAAAGGUGCUAUAAACAUGCUUGGCUAUCAGCUGGUGGAUUCAGAAAAAGAACAAAGAGAUCUAUCAGUGGAUUUGGUGUUGCCGAGACGACAAAAUCAGUUCAGUUGGUCAUCGUUUAAUCCAAAGAACUAAGACAUUACUCCAAGAGAUGGGGGGUGGGGGGGUGGGCAGGAAUAUUUAUAGUGCAAUGUAUAGGUAAUUGAAGAAAUCCUUGUGCACUGAAUUUAAUUUUUUUCUGUAACCUGUUUUUCAUGCAUUUUUUUCUGAGUUUCUUACACCGCAAAACAAAAAAAACCCACAAGAGAAAUGAAGCAAGAAAGUUGUCGGACUACAGCCCAGUUGUGCUAUUCUCAGCAUUUUUUUAAGAAUAUAAUUUAAAUACUUUAUUUUACGAUAUGAAUUAUCAGCGACAUCUUUUCUUUCUGUUCAUUGAUACUAGUUCAAUGCUGUUUUCAUGCUUCAAAUAUUUAAGAACCUCUGUUCCUAAUUUGUAUUGGGGGACAAAGUAGAAACGUGCUUCCACCACUUCGAGACUCC
Struthio camelus australis is the source of this 4566-nucleotide messenger RNA. Lineage: Eukaryota; Metazoa; Chordata; Aves; Struthioniformes; Struthionidae. The record is from RefSeq and is a predicted model, not a curated record.